Nerophis ophidion (straightnose pipefish) is the source of this 2563-nucleotide messenger RNA. RefSeq names its product LRRN4 C-terminal-like protein. The transcript is spliced from 2 exons. The coding region runs from base 1628 to 2386 and encodes 252 amino acids. NCBI's taxonomy places the organism in Eukaryota, Metazoa, Chordata, Actinopteri, Syngnathiformes, Syngnathidae. The record is from RefSeq and is a predicted model, not a curated record.
ACCUCCCGAAAUCGGAAGUCUCAAGGUUGGCAAGUAUGCAGGUGUGUGUGGGGCCGCGAUGUCGGGUUUAAGGUGGGAUGGGAUGCUUGCCCUUAAGUAGUCAGAGGCCCCCGAGUUUGGUACUACAGCCCCUGUAAGUUGACAUUUGACACACUUUCUCUCCGUCCGCCACAUCUGGACGAUACCCACACAACAUGCAGGCAAACGUAAACGCCACAUUUGUGGGCGUGGCUUUGGCUUUGUGUGCAUUUGUUCAAAAAGAGCUUUCGUAUUCCAGCAAGGUUUGUGUUGUCCCUCUCUUUGUGUCAACGUGGUCAGUGCCGCACUUUUCAUACAGGCCCACUUUCUUCUCACACGCAUUGUUUUCCUUUAUAAAACCAUUUAUUUGAAGGAAAAUGUGCCUCAAGUUGAGAGAUGGAUUGAAGAAAAAGGCUGCUCCCCUGCAAUCUUUGCCAGCUUUACCCCUUCGAGGGAUUAGCGUUUAGCGUCACGCUCCAUGGGGAAGGGGGGGGGCUAAUAAAUACACAUGUGUGCAUUCCUCACCCCCUACUCUCUAAACACGCAGUGACGCUGACCUAAUGUUCUUGUCAUGGAGCACCUAGAAGUUUUUACCACGGCUUCAAUAGCAAACAAAAUAAAAUAAAAACAAAACAAGCAACUUCUCUCUUCAUACGGCGAGCAGCAGACGGUGACACUACACGCCCCAAACACAUACAUUCCUUAUUUUUAAGCAUAUAAAAGUGUGAUGGUGCCUUGAAGCAUGUUGAGAAAGAGAGCAGAGGGAAUAAAUAGUGCUCAGCGCCAUGUGGGAUUGAAAGGGGGAGGGAGAGGCACCAAGGGGAGAACAAGAGGGGAUGUUGAGGAGAUUCUUUGCACAGUCAGAGCACAAGACCAGGCAACGGGAGGAGAACGUGAACACAAGACCAGGCAACAGCAGGAGAACGUGAACACAAGACCAGGCAACGGCAGAAGAACGUGAACACAAGACCAGGCAACGGCAGGAGAACUUAAACACAAGACCAGGCAACGGCAGGAGAACGUGAACACAAGACCAGGCAACGGCAGGAGAACGUGAACACAAGACCAGGCAACGGCAGGAGAACGUGAACACAAGACCAGGCAACGGCCGGAGAACGUGAACACAAGACCAGGCAACGGCCGGAGAACCUGAACACAAGACCAAGCAACAGCAAGAGAACCUGAACACAAGACCAGGCAACGGCAGGAGAACUUGAACACAAGACCAGGCAACGGCAAGACAACGUGAACACAACAAGACCAGGCAACGGCAAAGGAACUUGAACACAAGACCAGGCAACGGCAAAAGAACCUGAACACAAGACCAAGCAACGGCAAGAGAACCUGAACACAAGACCAGGCAACGGCAGGAGAACUUGAACACAAGACCAGGCAACGGCAAGAAAACUUGAACACAAGACCAAGCAACGGAAAGAGAACGUGAACACAAGACCAGGCAACGGCAAGAGAACUUGAACACAAGACCAGGCAACGGCAAGAGAACGUGAACACAAGACCAGGCAACAGCGAGAGAACUUGAACGCAAGACCAGGCAACAGCGAGAGAACGUGUGGAAAAAGAGUGAAAAGUGGAACCCUCCAUCACAGACAUGACAUCACUACAUGUGCUUCUCCUUGUUCUGAUGAGUUGGCCUGGCCUCCACGCCGAGGGCGCUUCCACUUCUCCUCCCAUCACGCGUCCACGGAUCACAUUCAUCACAGACUUCGGUGCAGACGAUUACGAGGACUAUUACGACGAGGACGAGCAGGCCAGCCGGGUGCCGCCCGUGGUUCUGGCCACCACCAGGACUCACUUCCUUCAGCGCGAGCUCUGCCCGUUCAACCCCUGCUCGGAGCAGCAGGUGCCCUGUGCCCAGCUGGCGGACACCAGGGGUUGUCUCUGUCCUGGCGUCAGCGGGCCGGACACGCCUCCGCAUGCGCCGCGAGUCCAAGCCCUGGUGCCAAUCAGGGAGGGGGACAACCGGGGCAAGGUGGAGGUGCAGUGGUGUUCUCCUUCUUCCGUGGUGACUCAGUACAAGGUGGUGGUGGAAGGAAGAGACGGACAAGUCCUGGAAUUUGGCAACGCUUUCCGACGAAGUCCGGUGGGGUUUCUGGAAGCAGGAACAAAGGUCUGUGUGGAGGCGGUGAACAAAGCCGGACACAGCACACCCUCCCAGUUCUCCUGCCAGCGCUAUGAUCCUCCGUCUUCAGACUUCAACAUAUUGGCAGCCAUCGUCUGUGGAGGAGUCGCCCUUCUGCUCCUCGUCUCGGCCAUCAUCUUCUGGAGAUGUUGGACCAGCAAAAAGGCAAAGAGAGACUCGGCCGAUGGACUUGGUAACCCUUCAUAUAACAAGGAAGAGACUCUGUGAGAUACACUAGGAGAGCUUAUUUACCAUAGAGAGGUGCCAAGAACUAGACAAUCUUAGGGGGUUACAACUACAUGUUUUUGCGGGCAAAUUGACUAAUGUAGAUUCCUAGACGUUUUUUGGAAAUAUUUUGUGAUAUAAAACUUUGGUAAUAAAAUGAGCCUAUUUGGAUCAAUACAA